AGCGAGCGGGGCCAGCUCUGCAGAAGGCGGCGGCUAGCUAGCCGGGACGGUCACAUCCCGCUGCAGGGGCCGGCGGAGCAGCCGCACUGCCUCCCGCACCUGGACUCCGGCCAGCAGCCAGGCCGCGCAGGCACCGCCCCCCGCUCAGGGACAGACUAGGGGGCCCGUCCGAGCUCUGGGGUCCCCCGCAGCCCCGCGGCCCGCUCCCGCUGCGCCUCCACCUGCCCUCUGCCCGCAGCUCGGUCCCGCGCUGCCCGCCGCGCCGGGCCCGCGUCGGGAUGGGGCAGGGGCAGCGCCACGGAGCCGGGCGAUGGGCCACCCUCUGGGCACCGAGCAGCCCCCCGAGGCCUGACCGACCGCGAGGACCGGCGCAGGAGCCCCGCCUGGAUGUCAAGCGGAUGCCCCAGUGCCUCCCAGCGGACUCGGUGGGGACCAUGGCUUCGCUGAUGCCCCUCUCCCCAUAUUUAAGCCCUACGGUCCUCCUGCUGGUCAGUUGUGACCUGGGCUUUGUGCGAGCAGACCGACCUCGGUCUCCUGUGAAUGUGACAGUCACUCACCUCAGAGCCAACUCGGCCACUGUGUCCUGGGACGUCCCAGAAGGCAACAUCGUCAUUGGCUACUCCAUUUCCCAGCAACGACAGAAUGGCCCUGGGCAGCGUGUGAUCCAGAAGGUGAACACCACCACCAGGGCCUGUGCCCUCUGGGUACUGGCUGAAGAUAGGGACUACACCAUGCAGGUCCGGAGCAUCAUCCUUUGGGGAGAGAGCCCCCCAGGGCCUCGGGUACACUUCCGAACUCUCAAGGGUUCUGACCAGCUACCCUCCAACAGCUCAAGCCCAGGUGACAACACAGUGGAGGGUCUGGAGGGAGAGCGACCAUUGCAGACAGGGGAUGUGGUUAUCAUUGUGGUGGUGUUGCUCAUGUGGGCUGCUGUCAUUGGGCUCUUCUGCCGUCAGUAUGAUAUCAUCAAGGACAACCACUCCAACAACAACCCCAAGGAGAAGGGGAAGGGGCCGGAACAGAGUCCUCAGGGAAGGCCGGUGGGGACGAGACAGAAAAAGUCACCAUCCAUCAACACCAUGGAUGUAUGAGUGAGGAAACCGAACUCGAAAACAGAUGCACUAACACCCUGGGGAUGGGGACAGGGUCAGGGAGAGCCUCAGUUGGUGAUCUGCCCAAGACUGAAGGAUCCCGUAAUCUCCGAGAGGGUAAUGACACUCCCACAAUCUCAGGCCUGGUGCCCAUCCUCUUUCCACUGUCAGCAGGGCCAGAAGGUAGGUCUCUUGGGGUCUGUGCCCCUGGACCUGGGGAAUGGCUAUCAGAUGGGAAAUGUCCUUCCAUCCCCCGGGUCCAGGGGACAGACACUUGUUCAACUGUACCCCACUAGGUCCCAGAUGGGCCCCCAUUGCACCUGCAUCAGGACUCUCGGCAUCCCCAGCUGCCCUCACAUCUUGCCUCUGGGUCUCAGAGGGGGAGGGUUCUUUGGGUACUCCCCCUCCCCCAGCAACUCAAAGGAAUUGUCUGGGUCUGGAGGCAGAUGCUGCACUGCACUACUCCAAUGUCUUCCACGGAGUCUCAGGGGCUCCCCCUGUCACCUGGUGGCCCCCCAGCUGCUGGUGACCUCACCCCUUGGACAUUUUUCCAAUAAAUGUUCUUGGACAAACUGGAGAUGACUGUUUGGGAUACUGUACAGUAAGCUGAAGACACUUCCCCACUGUCUCUCCCCUGACCACAAGGGCC
Molecule: messenger RNA, 1740 nt
Organism: Mustela lutreola (European mink)
Lineage: Eukaryota; Metazoa; Chordata; Mammalia; Carnivora; Mustelidae
Product: fibronectin type III domain-containing protein 4-like
Exons: 7
Coding region: 279-1091 (270 amino acids)
Molecular function (GO): protein binding
Source: RefSeq, a predicted model, not a curated record